UCGCCUCGACCUCCCUCGCCCUAGCCGUCGGAGCCGGAGCACGUCGAGGCCCGCUAUAUGCACAGCGAGCUUUCGAGUUGUUAGUUCUGAUGAGUCCACGACCUUUCUCCUCUCCGUUCAUGUUUUCACCAAACCCCAGUAUCAUUUUCUUCGGCAGGAGCUCCUCGCUGAUCUUCCGAUCGUCCGACCGUCCGGCCCGGGGACAUCGGACGGCGACGGCGCGGCCACGCCACUGUCUUUCAUGAAUCCAUCGGACGGCCAAUCCGCCGAUGGCGACGACUGGCUAGCAUCGCCCUACUACGCCAAGCCGAAGCGCGGCGGCGGCUCUCCAGCUGUCGCCGCCACCGCAUCGUCGACCGCUGCGGCGAGCGCCGAUCGGAAUUUUGAUGAUGAUAGUUGUGCCGCCGUUGAGUCAACGGAGGGCCCUAUAGCGGAUCUGCGGCCCGACGGCAGUGGUAGUACUGCUGGUAGUAGCAAUUGCGGCGCCGGGGCGGCGUCCGCCUUGCGGAGCGGCGGCGCUUCAGACAGGCGGUUCUCGUGCAGCGCCGUUACAUCGGCGGGGCUUGCCGCAGAAAAGGGGAUCGCAAUUGGCGGCGGGGGUGCUGCCGCCGUAGCAGCCGCCGCCGCUGUGUCCGCCGCCGCUGCGGCUGCUGCAGGGGCCUCUGCGGUGUCCACCUCUGGCGGUGGCGCCAGGGGUAAUGGCAGUCAAGUCGAACUUGACGACUAUACUGUCGAGGGGGCCGUUAAGGUUGACGGUUUACCGUCAGUUCGCCAAAUGGGCAGCAGUCUAACGACUGCCGGGUCGGGAUCAGCGGCGCUGAGGCCUCCAGGCGCGCUGUUCUCCGUCGCGGAAGCCCCUGCGCCGUCCUCCUCCGCCUCCUCCGCGCAAGAAUCUACCAUGAGCGCUGUUGUGGCGGUAGCAGACGCGCCGCUCGAUGCCGCCGCAAGCGCGCGGACAGGCGGUGGUGGCAAUGGCGGAGGUUUCGGGCGCGGAGCGAGCAGGGGAACGGCGAGAAGGGCGGAAAGCGGGGAGUUCGAUCUGUCGGUGCCCGCGAAGGCGCGCAAGUCCAUGUCGGGGUCCGGCAGACGCGCGUCGCUGGACUACUCGGACCUGGAGGCCGUGCGGGAGAGAGUGCAACAGGCUGCGGCGCUCUGGGCACUUGCAGAGGACAGGGAGAGGGAGCAAGAUGACCUAGCCAGCGAUGGGGAGGACGAGGGCGACGAAGUCAGCAGCAGUAGCGCGCGGGGAAAGCAGCAGCAACGGCAGCAGGACAAGCUGGCAGCACCAGGGUUGAGAGGCUCUGAAUUGGUUGAACAACCGGAUCAACAGCAGCAGCAGCAUCAGUGGAGGUCAACACUGGCUUCCCAGUCUCCCCCUGGGGGAGCAGCAGAAGCAGCAGCAGCAGAGGCUGCAAGCCAAGUCAGAGCAAAAGGCCCCUCCCGCAGCAAAGCGGGAGCACGAGGGUCUCUAAUUCGUCGAUGGCUCAAUUUCGGUCGCUCAUAACAGGGCUUCAGGUUCCAACAGGUUCCAACAGGUUCCAGCCUCAUUCAGAACCCCCUUCUCGCAUAAAGAGGGGGGAUGACAUGCACGACAAGUGGUGGGUGGGUGGGUGGAGCGCAAAACCCUCGUUCUGUGGACUAUGCUUGAGGCUCUUCUCGACUAUGUGAUGCAAGAAGGCACCCUCUAGAGACCAGACCCAUCUGAAAAUGAAGGCUGGCUUGUUCUUACAAUCAUAUCAUGCUAAUGCUGGUAAUUGGCCCCGCACCAGAUCAUCUAUGGUGCAAGAAUGCGAAGUGCGUAAGCUUGUAGGCGUUUGUAAGUGAAUGGAAUAGACGACUCCCAAAUGU
Molecule: messenger RNA, 1848 nt
Organism: Closterium sp. NIES-67
Lineage: Eukaryota; Viridiplantae; Streptophyta; Zygnematophyceae; Desmidiales; Closteriaceae
Source: the annotation of a GenBank genome assembly